CUCGUCCAUCUAAACUGCGUAGCACUCUAGCAGCUACUUGUCCGUCUAUGCUGAGUGCAAUUUUUCAUAGUCUAAAAUGGCGGCUCCGUCUAUAGGAAUGUUGUGUCGAACUAGUAAUUUUGCCCUUGCACAGGUAAGACACGUGAGCAGCUCGAAUGCUGUGGGUGGACUCAAGGCAGCGGCGGCGGCUGCAGCGUCCCCCCAGAGCGACGCGGCGCCCCGCAUCAAAAAGUUCGCCAUCUACCGCUGGAACCCCGAUGAACCCCAGAAGAAGCCCGAAAUGCAAAUUUUCGAUGUCGAUCUCAACAAAUGCGGUCCCAUGGUGCUAGAUGCUCUGAUCAAAAUCAAGAACGAAGUGGACCCGACUCUGACCUUCAGGCGGUCAUGUCGCGAGGGCAUCUGUGGAUCAUGCGCCAUGAACAUCAGUGGCACCAACACACUGGCCUGCAUCACCAAAAUCGACACCAAUUUGAGCGCGCCACAGAAGAUCUACCCGCUGCCGCAUCAGUAUGUGAUCAAGGACCUGGUGCCCGACAUGAACAACUUCUAUGAACAGUACAAGAUGAUCAAACCGUGGCUGAUCAGGGAGAAGGAGCCGGAGGCCGGACAAGCACAGUACUUGCAGAGCAUUGAUGACCGAGCUAAGUUGGAUGGUCUCUACGAGUGCAUUCUGUGCGCGUGCUGCACGACCUCAUGUCCGAGCUACUGGUGGAACGGCGACAAAUACCUGGGGCCGGCUGUGCUGAUGCAGGCAUAUCGCUGGAUCAUUGACAGCCGAGACGAGGCCACUGCGCAGCGACUCACUGCUCUCAAGGACCCCUUCUCUGUCUUUAGAUGCCACACCAUCAUGAACUGCACACGCACUUGUCCCAAGGGUCUCAACCCAGGCCGUGCCAUUGCUGAGAUCAAAAAACUACUUUCGGGUUUUGCCAAAAAAGGCGAGCCUCAACUACCCACAGACAGUCUGCAUCAGAAGGCAGCUGCCUAGACCGACAUAACCUCAAAAUUUGUUUCCUAGAUCAGCUGUUCUGUCGCCGCCGCCAUAUUGGAUCGAUUUGCCCUUGAGAUCAGCUGAUAGUUGCAUAAGAAAUCACAAUAUUCAAUGCUAUACUGGAUUAUUUGACCUGGAGAUAAGCAGAUGGUUGGAUAACUAGUGGUACAUAAAACUCACAAUAUUUAAUGAUAUACUGGAUUAUUCGACCUUGAAAUCAGUUGGAUGACACAUUAACUAGUGGUCACAUACUAUCUUGGUCGACAUGACCUUGAGAUCAGGUGGUAGUGGCGUCCAUCUUGGUUGAUAUGACCUUGAGACCAGCAGGUAGUGGCGUCCAUCUUGGAUGAUGUGACCUUGAGAUCAACUGAUAGUUGUACAGAUGAUGCCAACUUGACCAUUUUGACCUUGAGAUUACCUGAUCAUUUGGACAACUCAUAAAUAGUGGCUGUCUUCUUGGUCAACAUGACCUUGAGAUCAUCUGGUAGUGGCCGCCAUCUUGGAUGAUGUGACCUUGAGAUCAGCUGAUUUGAGUGGACAGGAAUACAACACUAUAGUCACCGCCAUAUCGGCUGUAGCUUUUGUAUACAUAACCUAAGAAAAAACUGCAAUGUGAUCUGUAAAGAUUGCAUCAUAACCUGCAAAUUACAACAUAACCUAAAAAUGAUAUUAUCGGCCAGCGGUGAUGGGAUAUCUAGUAGCAAUCAAUUGUUAUUGUACUAUUAUUUAUUGUAUACAGUAUUCGGAUUAUAUUUUAAUAAAAUAUAAAUCUAGAAAAUUGGAA
This is a messenger RNA of Nilaparvata lugens (brown planthopper), 1775 nucleotides long. RefSeq names its product succinate dehydrogenase [ubiquinone] iron-sulfur subunit, mitochondrial (gene SdhB). Gene Ontology annotation, molecular function: 2 iron, 2 sulfur cluster binding; electron transfer activity. The record is from RefSeq and is a predicted model, not a curated record. Gene Ontology annotation, cellular component: mitochondrial membrane. NCBI's taxonomy places the organism in Eukaryota, Metazoa, Arthropoda, Insecta, Hemiptera, Delphacidae. The coding region runs from base 77 to 988 and encodes 303 amino acids. Gene Ontology annotation, biological process: respiratory electron transport chain; tricarboxylic acid cycle; aerobic respiration. The transcript has 6 exons.